Molecule: messenger RNA, 1597 nt
Organism: Pelagomonas calceolata
Lineage: Eukaryota; Pelagophyceae; Pelagomonadales; Pelagomonadaceae
Source: the annotation of a GenBank genome assembly
CUUUGAGGGUACGGGCUGACUAGGGAAAUUGGUGGGCUGACCAGGGAAAUUGGAGCGAGGGGCUGGAAAUUGGGGCUGACGCUGUCCAUGGACUUUUUUCGAUAUAUAUUUAGGACUCCGGAGCCUGCGCGGCAGCCCCAAAUCCUGAAGGAGACGUCGCCACUGGCAGGCAGGUCCAAGGCAGAGCAGCGGGACCACCUCGACCGGAUUUGCGAAGCGCGCCACGGGGAAAUCAACAGCGACGAAGAAGACGAACCGCACUGGUCGGUACCACCUGGAGCUAAAGAAGUGCUGCCCGCGUUCGAGCUCGACCCGCCGUCGAAGCGAUCGAAGCGCGCUGGCACAAACUACGAUUCUACAGACCACGUACCAGAAAGGACAUGGAUCAAGGUGAAGGGUGCCGCCAUCAAUGACCCGCCCGUCGCUGCGGCUCUCGAUGAGCUGUUCGGCGAGGACGGCGCAGGCCACACUCCGUUGGGAAAAAAACCUAAGCCGAACCCGAAAAGAGGUAUUAAGAAAUACGAGUGGCGCUUCUGCAAGUUUGCCAAACUGGGCUGCCCGAAAGCGUGUCGCAUCUCAUUCAUGGAGAACGGCGACGCCAUCAUCAAACCCAACAGGUGGGGCCACGAGCAUCCGGAGGGCGAUGCUCGUGAAGAGCUAGCUAAUCGAAAGGGCCUGCCACCGACAGCUAAACUUGCACUGAAGCCCUUCGUCGACGCAGGCCACUACAAGAUGGUGGAUUGCAUCGAUACCUUGAAAAAAGGUGGGCAUUUGGGCCCAAACGGGGCAUACUACAACGAGAAGACCCAAAGGAAAUUCAAAAAGAUGAUCAAAAACUACUUGACGUACGCCAUCGAGAAGAAACACGGCAAAGGUGGGAGGUGGUCGUCGGAGUACGGUGAUUUUUUGAAGGACGUGGAGGACGACUCCAAAACUGACGAGGAGGUGGAGGCCAUGGUGGCCAACAAGGACUGGGACACACCAUUUACUUUUGAUGCCAAUAUAUCAGGAGCUCAGAGCAAAAACUUUUUUUGUAGUGCUAACAUCCGCUCUCUUAGCAGAGCUAUGCAACAGGCUUUGACUGGGACACCCCAGGCGUGUGGUGAUGGGACAGGCCGCAUCAAUUUAGAAGGAAGGUCGCUUGUAUUCAUCGGGACCGUCGACCGUGGGCAAUCCUUCCAUCACAUAGCAGCUUUCCUAUUAUCAAAGGGCGAGACGAAGGAGGAGAUUCUGCGUGGCCUCAGAGCCAUCUCCAAGAAGAUUGAUGCUGUUCACAGGGCGAUGCUUCGCCUACCAGCCGGCGAGGCUCUCUACAACGCCAGCGAGCUCGGCGCAGGCUACACAUGGGCUCCGAAGACCGUGAUGAACGACAACUCGGACGCGUUUUUUAGCGCCUGGACCGAGAUCAUUUUCGAAAGAUUGAGGGAGGAGAUCGUGCAGCUCAAGGCCGAGAACGCCGAACUCAGAGGCGAGCAGAUGGACACCGACGAAGAUGAGGAGGCCGAGGACUCGAUGGAGGACGUCGCUUAGUAGAUACAUCCCGCUUCCCCGGGGGUUCCUACACGUCGGGGCCCCGCGUUAAGGAAGCUUUCAUACC